Lottia gigantea (owl limpet) is the source of this 1203-nucleotide messenger RNA. RefSeq lists its product as hypothetical. The transcript has 8 exons. Gene Ontology annotation, molecular function: protein binding. Bases 1 to 1203 code for a protein of 400 amino acids. The record is from RefSeq and is a predicted model, not a curated record. Lineage: Eukaryota; Metazoa; Mollusca; Gastropoda; Lottiidae.
AUGUCUUUCGUCUUUACAGAUAAUGAGGUGUCAGCAGCUAAUGUCAUUUUAACUAAACCGACCGUUGUAUGCAAAUACACACCAUUACUACCAGAUCAAGAUAUGAUAGAUAGAAUGUUAAAAUACCGGAGAUCGAGUGAUGUCUCGGACGGUCUAGGAGAUGACAACAGUUCUUUGGUGUAUUUAAGAUGGAAUGUUCUGGGUUUAAAUGGCGUCUCAACUUCCAUACCUCUAGCCUUUGUUGUUAGUUUAAAAAGCAGAUACAAAAUUAGAGAAAGUGCCUGGAAAACUGUUGCUUUUACCAAUUUUAGUUUUGUUCCAAUAACAGGAUUAUCACCAUCAUCAGAGUAUAAUUUUAGAAUAACAGUAGUUGGUGUUGAGGGAAUUGUAGAUAAAGCUAAAGAUACAGACUGGACUAGUAUACCAGAGGCCAGAGCUGGAGUUGAUGCUCCAAAGAGUAUUUCAUUAAUAAAGCAAUAUUAUAAAGGAUCAUCAGUUCAUGCUUUGAUGGGAUGGACUCCAGGUAAACAUGGUGGUUGUUAUUUUAAAUUAUAUUGGAUGAAAUCAAACCAUGGCAAUUACAAGACACAAGAUGUAAAGGAAUGGUCCAAGUUCGAGUUUGAGAUUAGUGAUUUAGACUUUAAUAGUGAAUAUAUUGUGGAAGUGGAGACUUAUGAUAAGGAUUUUUUAAAAAGCAGUAAACCAUCAACUAAAAUUAAAUUUAGAACUUUAGAUUGUCUGAAUUCUACAGGACACGACUAUGAUAUAUGUGCUCCCGAUCAACUGUCCAAUAUUACAUUGGAAAUUGGACCAAAACAUAUAGUCGAUGGUCAGGAAGUAUCUGAUGUAGAGAUUAAUUGGACACUCCCACAAUAUAUUUCACCAUCAAACGAUAUAGAACAUAUCUUUCUGACUUGGAGAAAAGAACCAUCUAUAGCAUUAAGUAAAUACAUUAUACCUCAUCACGGUGACCGUUUACUUUCAAAGACUGCAGAAAAUGUAACAUUGUUUGGUUUACAUUGGAACAGUGUUUAUGCAAUAACUACACAAGUGAGAUCUGCUGGUGGUAUAAGCGACAAAACAAUCAAUCAUGCACAGUUAGGUAGUGCUUACGCCGAUAUCAACCCAGAGGAGAUAACGUUUGAACAAACAACUUCAACAGUUGCAGAACAAUUAGGUAUGUACCCCACGUUAACUAACUGA